UAGUUUAUUAGUUUAUUGUCUGUCUACCCCAAUGCAAAAUAAUGAGAGUAGACACUUGGCUGGUUUUUACGGCUGCUUUGCAAUAAAUAUUGAAUGAAUGUUAGGCACCUGCUGUCUACAAAUGUCUCUAUACUCACAAACGUCUCACACCGCAUGAAAGAAUGCAUUUGUGGGUGAGUAGAUGGGUGGGUGAAUAAAUGAACAAAGAUAGUAAGCGGGUAACACUGACUCCCAUUCAUUGCGCAGCUGUGACGCUCUGGAGUCCAGGUGUCCAAACGCGGCUGCACCACGUGGACGGCCCAGCACCACGUGCUCAGCUCAGCGACCCGCUGGAGUCAGCCACUGUUCCACAGUGCACCGCUUCAUUCCCGCUCUAGAGGGCAAACCAGCCCCGAUUUCCGGCCUCCAUUAGGUCGCAGAGGUCAGUUGCCCUAACGACCAGCUGGUUCCCGCCUCUACGUUGCGUCACUUCCUUCCACGCCCACUUCGAUCAUUAACGCGCCUGUGCAGAAGGGAAGCAACCCGGGGCGCCCUUCUUCUGCGCAGGCGUCGCGCCCAGGGGCCGGGGCCGGGCGGCACCGCGGUGCGCAAGCGCAACCGUCGGUGGGUCGGGGAUCGGUCGCCUGAGAGGUAUCACCUCUUCUGGGCUCAAGAUGGACAACAAGAAGCGCCUGGCCUACGCCAUCAUCCAGUUCCUGCAUGACCAGCUCCGGCACGGGGGCCUCUCAUCCGACGCUCAGGAGAGCUUGGAAGUCGCCAUCCAGUGCCUGGAGACUGCGUUUGGGGUGACGGUAGAAGACAGUGACCUCGCGCUCCCUCAGACUCUACCGGAGAUAUUUGAAGCGGCUGCCACGGGCAAGGAGAUGCCGCAGGACCUGAGGAGCCCCGCACGAACCCCGCCUUCCGAGGAGGACUCGGCAGAGGCAGAGCGCCUCAAAACCGAAGGAAACGAGCAGAUGAAAGUGGAAAACUUUGAAGCUGCGGUGCAUUUCUACGGAAAAGCCAUUGAGCUCAACCCAGCCAACGCCGUCUAUUUCUGCAACAGAGCUGCGGCCUACAGCAAACUCGGCAACUACGCAGGCGCGGUACAGGACUGUGAGCGGGCCAUCUGCAUCGACCCGGCCUACAGCAAGGCCUACGGCAGGAUGGGCCUGGCACUCUCCAGCCUGAACAAGCAUGUGGAGGCCGUGGCUUACUACAAGAAGGCGCUGGAGCUGGACCCCGACAACGAGACGUACAAGUCCAACCUCAAGAUAGCGGAGCUGAAGCUGCGGGAGGCCCCCAGCCCCACGGGAGGCGUGGGCAGCUUCGACAUCGCCGGCCUGCUGAACAACCCCGGCUUCAUGAGCAUGGUAACGGCCCGCCCCUCCUCCCUGUCCAUAGUGUCUGCGCCACACCCCAGGCCCGCAUCUGCUGUGUCCACUACUGGCCAGGGCUUCCUUGCCUUGGCACUGCUGGCUUCUGGAACCAGAUGGUUCUUGUCUGUGGGGCCGUCCUGGGCACCGCAGGGCGCUGGCAGCAUCCCUGGCUUCACCCACCCCAUGUCAGGAGCACCCCCACCCUCUGCUUUGACGAUCAAAAGUGUCCCCGAUGUUGAUGUCCCAAGCAAGACCCAUCAGUAGUGAGCACCGAAAGCUGGCUCUCCUGGCUGAGCCCAGGGAGGUCGCACCCCCACCCCACCCCGGCGUGGGCUCCUCCUCGCAGUGCGGAGACACUGAUCACAAUGCAGCCGCGUCUGCCUCCUAAGGUUCAGGCAAAGGAAGCAGAGCGCCGGGCGCGCUGGGCGCAGGUGGACCUCCUGAUGCUAGGGCACUCGUGCUUCCAAAGGGACGGCCUUUGGCAGGGAGUUCCUUGGCUGGGAUCCUCGGAGAGCCACCCCCCACACACACAUGUUCAUUUCCUGGGAGGUCUGUGUGCCCUGGGACCACUCUGCAGGCUCCCACAGCCUCAGGGUGCAGGGAUUCGCCUAAGGCUGUUAGGGGGAGAAAAGCCCUCAGCCUCACUGUCAGUCAGAAAAAUGAGCUAGCUGGGCCAGGAGCCCUGCCUGGGUCGUGCCAUUCAGCAGAGGCUACACCUCUUACUGUAGCCCUCAUCCACUGGCCAGGCUGCCAGGGGAACACGUUCUCCCUCACCAUGGGAUGGAGGGUGACCAGGCCCCAGCCCUUCAAGGGGCCUCUCAGCCUGGCCAUGUCACAGACUCCUUUUCCCUUUAGACAUCUGGGGUUGGCAGAAUAAGGCCCACCGCUGGGUUUUGUUAAGAAAGUUUUUUGUUUUUUUUUUUUUUUUUUUUUUUGAGAUGGAGUCUCGCUCUGUCGCCCAGGUUGGAGUGCAGUAGCGUGAUCUCAGCUCACUGCAACCUCCGCCUCCCAGGUUCAAGCGAUUCUCCUGUGUCAGCCUCCCGAGUAGCUGGGAUUACAGGUGCCCGCCACCAUGCCCGGCUAAUUUUUUUUUAGUAGAAUGGGGUAUUUUUUUUAGUAGAAAUGGGGUUUCACCAUGUUUGCCAGGCUGGUCUCGAACUCCUGACCUUGUGAUCCACCCGCCUUGGCUCCCCAAAGUGCUGGGAUUACAGGUGUGAGCCGCCGCACCUGACCGAUAAAGUUUUAUUGGCACACAGCCAUGCCCGUUCAUACAGCUAGUGUCCGCGGCAGCUUUCAUGAUGCGGCGGCAGAGCUGAGUAGUUGGCUCAGGCACCCCGUGUCUGGAAAGGCUGAGAGGGUUUACACGCUGGCCCUUUACACAGAGAGUUUGCCACACCUCUGAGCCACCUGCUUUCAACAGGUCCAAAGGAAUAAUCCCAAGUGGAAAAUUAACAUGAGAAAGUGCCCAGUACAGUGCUAUUUAUUUAUUUAUUUUUACUUCUUUUUUGAGACAGAGUCUCGCUCUGUCACCCAGGCUGGAGUGCAGUGGUGCGAUCCCGGCUCACUGCAACCUCCGCCUCCCAGGCUCGGGCGAUUCUCCUGCCUCAGCUUCCCGAGUAGCUGGGAUUACAGGCACGCACCACCACACCUGGCUAAUUUCGUAUUUUUAGUAGAGAUGGGGUUUCACCAUGUUGGUUAGGCUGGACUCGAACUCCUGACCUCAAGCGAUCUGCCUGCCUCGGCCUCCUGAACUGCUGGGAUUCCAGGCGUUAGCCACCGUGCCCGGCCACAGUGCUAUAUAUUGAUAGAGCAAAACAGGAACCAAAUAUGCUAAACCAAAUAUGCUAAAGUAGACAGCAGCUAAAAUAAAGAACCAAAACGCAUCCACACAGCAAAACCGCAGCAGCCAGUGAGAGAGCGCUGUAGUGCUGCGAGAUUGCUCCUCAAGCAGGAACCCAAAACAGGAUUUAAGUCAGAAUGUGGAGGUCACAGCUCGUGGGUGGGGGGGCGAAAAUGUAGGGAAAAGGGUACGAAAGACCAAAUGCCCGGCUCUUACUGUUCGUUGGCGUGCUGGAGUCCAGAGCCAAGGCUGGUUAAGAUGGAAAGUGUCUGAUGAAAGAGAAUGAUGUGCUUGGAGCUUUGUCUUCCUGACAAAUUUGUUCUGUUCUUCAGGCUUCAAACCUAAUGAACAAUCCCCAGAUUCAGCAGCUGUAAGUGACAACCGGGCUUCUUCGGGUCUUGUUGUGGUUAAAUUUCCUUUUAUUGUGGGAAAAUUCACUUAACAUAAAACUAACCACUUUAAAGUGUAUGACUUAAUGGCAUUAAGUACAUUCACACUGUCAUGCAACUGUCACCACCAUUGAGCACCAACACAUCUUCAUCAUCUUUGAAAGAAGCCCCUUCCCCAUCAGCUGUCACUCCCCAACCCCUCUCCUAUCCCCUGACAACCAUGCGUCCCCUUCCCGUCUCUGUGGAUGGGCCUGUCCUGGACAUUUCAUAGAAAUGGGAUCACACACUGAGUGAUCUUUGGUGUCUGGCGUCUCUCACUGAGCGUGACGUCCUCAAGGUGCAUCUGCGCUGGGGCCUGGGUCAGGGCCUUGCUCCUUUUCAUGGCUGAGUAAUAUUCCAGUGUGGAGGGACCACGCUGUGCUGAUCCACACAUCUAUCCAUGGACAUUUGGGCUGUUUCUACCUUUUGUCUGUUGUGAACGGUGCUGCUUGAGCAUGGGUGUGCAAGCAUGUGUGUGAAUCCUGUUUUCGUUUCUCUUGGAUAUAAACCUCUGAGUGCACUUGCUGGCUCAUAUGGUAACUCCCUAGUAAGCUGUUUGCGUACUGGGGAGCUGCUUGCCUGUUUUCAUGGUGAAAUCUUUUUCUCUUUUUUUUUGAGACGGAGUCUUGCUCUGUCACCCAGGCUGGAGUGCAGUGGCAGAAUCUUGGCUCACUGCAACCUCUGCCUCCCAGGAUCAAGUGAUUCUCCUGUCUCAGCUUCCCAAGUAGCUGGAAUUACAGGCACCCACCACCAUGCCCGGCUAAUUUUUGCAUUUUUAGUAGAGAUGGGGUUUCACCAUGUUGGCCAGGCUGGUUUUGAACUCCUGACCUUAGGUGAUCCACCCGCCUCGGCCUCCCAAGGUACAGGGAUGACAGGUGUGAGCCACCGCGGCUGGCCCAUGGUCAAAUCUUAAAGCAUGGUUUGCCAGCCACAGCACCGUGGCCAUUUGAGCUGGACCAGUUUCUGGAGCGGGGCCGUCCUGGGCACUGCAGGGUGCUGAGCAGCGUCUCUAGCCUCCACCCACUCCACACCAGGAGCACCCCCUGCCCCUGUCUUGGCAUAACCCAAUCAUGGCUGUUGCAAAUGUCUGCUGCCAUUGCAGGGGUCCUCUGGGGGCAGGAUCACCCCCUGGCUGAGAACUACGCUCUUUAGGCUAAAGAAGGAGGGGUGUUCUGGGAAAGCGGGUGAAACUCAAAGGGUGGGUUUGGGCCCGGGAGGCCCACCAGGUGGUGAGAGAGAAUCCUCUCCUGCGGGGGAAGGUGAAGGGCUGAGAGGGAUUCUGUCCCGGGCCACUGCGAGGGCCUGUGGUGGGGAUGGCGGUCGAGCUGUCCUGGCUGCGAGUCUCGCGCUCUCUCCUGCAGCAUGUCCGGCAUGAUUUCGGGUAGCAACAACCCCUUGGGAACUCCCGGCACCAGCCCCUCGCAGAACGACCUGGCCAGCCUCAUCCAGGCGUGAGUGGACCUGCUUCCAGGAGGACAGAGGACGUGGGUGGUGGGGGGGGCUCGCAGGCGGAAGGGAAGGAGAGCGGAAAUGCUGCGUCCUCUGCUCCAAAGGGCCCGGCGUCCUCCGGCGAGGGGUCAGGCCUGUCUUCAGGGUGGAGGGCCCGAGGGGUCAGCUGGGGAUGGACGGAGGCAGCAGGCAGGCGCCUGGCCCCAGCUGAGCCCCGUGUGCCCUUCCCCGCAGGGGUCAGCAGUUUGCCCAGCAGAUGCAGCAGCAGAACCCAGAGUUGAUAGAGCAGCUCAGGAGCCAGAUCCGGAGUCGGACGCCCAGCGCCAGCAACGACGACCAGCAGGAGUGACGCUGCGUGAGUGCAUGGGGCCAGGGGGCUGGGGGGUGGCCGGCAGGAGUGAUGCCACGUGAGUGCCCAGAGCCGGGGGGCUGGGUGGGUGGCCAGCAGGAGUGACACCACGUGAGUGCCUGGCAGUGAGGGCAGCCAGCAGGAGUGAUGCCCGGGGGCUGCGGAGCCUGUCUGGACACCGGACAGUGAGUCCUGGGUGCAUCCAGCUCAGAAGAUCACCCAGAACCGCCGAGGCAGGCAGGGGCAUCUCUGAGCAUUGGGCCCCUUUCCAGGUGGCCACCAAGUCCUGCUCCCCACUCCUUUCCCAUCUGUGGAUCAGGGCUGGGUGGAGAUUAGGGGAGAGCCACAGCUCCCUGGAAGGCCUGGUGUCUGGGAUCCCCCCUGCCUAAGGCCGCCUGCAGAAGCUCUUUGUUUCUGCAGUGUCGGGGCUGCCACCUCGGGGGUGGGGGCAAGGUCAUUGGGUGGUGGAAAGAACAAGCCGGGCACCUGCCUUUGACUGUGCGCCUGAGCGUUCUGCCUGCAUUUUGUGAGGGAUUUUUUGUCCUUUUCUCACUGUGAGCAGGUGUUGCACUUACAGUUGUUUAAAAAUACACUCAGUGUCCCCCAUGGGUUCCAGGGGCCCGUGGCUGGCUUGGUUUCCUUCCCCAGGGGCCCCUGAGUUCAGUCCUGUUGUCUCCAGCAGACGCCGGCUCCCUGGGGGCGGGAGGCUCCGGGCCUCCCCGGAGGUGUUUCCAUUGUGCUUUGAUGUGGCCUCUUCAUUUUGUUAUCGUCCCCUCCUCAUAUAUACUCUCUUUCAUUUUUAAACCAUAAUUACUGUAGACAAAUUUAAAAGACAAAAUUGUUAAAAAGCAGCAA
Molecule: messenger RNA, 6279 nt
Organism: Pongo pygmaeus (Bornean orangutan)
Lineage: Eukaryota; Metazoa; Chordata; Mammalia; Primates; Hominidae
Gene: SGTA
Product: small glutamine rich tetratricopeptide repeat co-chaperone alpha
Exons: 8
Coding region: 654-1622 (322 amino acids)
Biological process (GO): post-translational protein targeting to endoplasmic reticulum membrane
Cellular component (GO): TRC complex; membrane
Molecular function (GO): molecular adaptor activity; protein binding
Source: RefSeq, a predicted model, not a curated record